Messenger RNA from Oryza sativa Japonica Group (Japanese rice), 1317 nucleotides. Its product is annotated as GDSL esterase/lipase EXL3. NCBI's taxonomy places the organism in Eukaryota, Viridiplantae, Streptophyta, Magnoliopsida, Poales, Poaceae. The record is from RefSeq and is a predicted model, not a curated record. Gene Ontology annotation, molecular function: hydrolase activity, acting on ester bonds.
CUAGACAAACAUAGCUAGCUGCCUGGUGCUACUUUAAUUUUACUGAGAGUGCGCGGUGCUGUGCUUAGAUUCAAUUCGCUGGCAGUACGUAGAGCGUGUAGAGAUAGAAUGAGAAUGGGAGGAGGCAGUAGCGCGGCGGCGGCAUUGGUGGUGAUGGUGUUGUGGGCGGCGGUGCCGGUGGUGGUGGUGCAGGCAGCGUCAUCGCCGGCGCUGAUCGUGUUUGGGGACUCGAUCGUGGACCCGGGGAACAACAACGGCAUCAACACCAUCAUCAAGGCCAACUUCCCUCCCUACGGCCAUGACUUCCACAACCACACCCCCACCGGCAGAUUCUGCAACGGACGCAUACCAACCGACUUCAUCGCUUCCCGUCUUGGUCUGAAGGAGCUUCUCCCGCCGUACCUGUCGCCGGAGCUGUCGACUGAGGAGCUCCUCACCGGCGUCAGCUUCGCGUCGGGGGGCACCGGCUUCGACCCGCUGACGCCUCGCCUGGCCUCCGUCAUCUCCAUGCCCGACCAGCUGCUGCUGUUCCAGCAGUACAAGGAGCGGGUGCGCGGCGCCGCCGGGGACGCGCGGGUGGCGGACAUGAUGACCAGGGGCAUCUUCGCCAUCUGCGCCGGCAGCGACGACGUGGCCAACACCUACUUCACCAUGCGGGCGAGGCCCGGCUACGACCACGCCUCGUACGCGGCGCUGCUGGUGCACCACGCGGCGGCGUUCGUGGACGAGCUGGUGAAGGCCGGGGCGAGGAAGGUGGCCAUCAUCGGGAUGCCGCCCAUCGGGUGCGUGCCGUCGCAGAGGACCAUGUCGGGGGGCAUGGAGAGGCGCUGCUCGGAGGGGCACAACCAGAUCGCGGUGGCGUACAACGCCGGGAUGAAGAGGAGGAUGGAGGAGAUGCAGGCCAAGAAGAAGAGCACCAAGACCAAGCUUGUUUUCAUGGACAUCUACGGCUUCCUGAUGGACAUGAUGAUGCGUCCACGGGCGUACGGCUUCAGCGACUCCACCAUGGGUUGCUGCGGCACUGGCCUCCUGGAGGUUUCCGUCCUCUGCAACGCCCUCACCUCCUCCGUCUGCACCCCCGUCUCCGACUAUCUCUUCUGGGACAGCUACCACCCCACCGAGAAAGCUUACAGCAUCCUCACCGACUUCGUCUACGAUAAUUACGUCAAGAAACUCCUCCUCGACUAACUAUAUAUCUCUGUCCAUCAUUAUUAUAUUAUAUAUAUCUAGCUUUUGCUUUAAUUUGCUCCCUCUUUUUUGUUUCAACUUUUAUUGGAUUAUAUAAUAUAAUAGUAUUGCUUGCUCUUCUUCAGCUAA